This is a messenger RNA of Fulvia fulva, 1113 nucleotides long. RefSeq lists its product as uncharacterized. Lineage: Eukaryota; Fungi; Ascomycota; Dothideomycetes; Mycosphaerellales; Mycosphaerellaceae. The coding region runs from base 1 to 1113 and encodes 370 amino acids. The transcript has a single exon. The record is from RefSeq and is a predicted model, not a curated record.
AUGGUCGGCGCCAGUGGUCGCAGACCGAUGCGACGCAAGGUCAUAUCUACCGCUGACCUCGUGUUGGACACAACUUCACAAGUAUCGCAAAGCACAGCAGCAGAGCGACUUAAUAUGCCUGCUAAAGUUCCUCGCAACGCAAACCUCCUCGACUACAUCUCUCAUACACCUAAGGAUGUUGACAUAGACACGCCCUAUAGACGCAGAGGAGGGAAGCGUGCCCUCGCGGAAGUCCUCGAGGAGAAGGCUGCACGUGAAAGCAGCUCUCGACCAAGACGCGCAAAGGCAGCGACCGAGUAUAAGCAGUUCUUUAACGACGCAGACGACUACGAGGCAUACGAAAGACCCAAGCGAAUAACCGCCACCUCCAAAUUGAACAAGAAGCAGCUGGUCAUCUACAACAAGAACGCCACCAAGUCCCGACUUCUUCGACUGCCGGCCGAGCUACGCAUCCGCAUUUGGAAGCUGGUGUUUGGAGGCGAGGUGGUGCACAUCUGGGAAGAGUCGCAAUAUGGGGUGCCGAAUCACAAGCUUUUCCGGUCGGUCUGCAAACGUCACAUCGGAGAAGAGGGAGAGAUCCAAGCCAUCACGAGCAGCCAGGCCAAGGUCCUCGACAGCUUCGAACCCAGCCACGAGGGAUGCAAUCUUCGUGUGAAGCACUAUAGGAGAGUCAAAGUGUGCGGCGUGGAACUCAGUCCACCCCUGACAUGCCGUCAGAUCCACAGAGAAGCAGCACUGCUCCCUCUGCAGUGUAACACCUUCCAAUUCAAACGCUCCUCGGAUCUUAAGCUCUUCUUGGACCGCCUCAUCCCAGCCCAGGCUCGAGCUCUUCAGCACUUGGGCAUCCUCUACAGCCGCUGCGAGGGAUCGUGGCACGACUAUGGGAUCAAAGCACAGCUCAAGAAGAAGGUUCAGUCUCUCAAGGCUCUUGACCUGUUCAUGCAAUUCGAGGGGAUGUUCGAGGAUAGCUGGGUUAAGGACCAGAUUGCGAUUGCGCUACGUACUUACAGCAGACUCAAGCUCGACAAGGUCAACGUGGCUGCGUACAACAGCUUUGGUGGUUAUGGCAGGGACUGGGAUCCGUUUCACAAGAAGGUGGAUCUCGAGAAGUGA